This is a messenger RNA of Paramecium tetraurelia, 1412 nucleotides long. RefSeq lists its product as uncharacterized. Gene Ontology annotation, cellular component: plasma membrane. The transcript has 5 exons. Gene Ontology annotation, molecular function: nucleoside transmembrane transporter activity. Lineage: Eukaryota; Ciliophora; Oligohymenophorea; Peniculida; Parameciidae. The record is from RefSeq and is a predicted model, not a curated record. Gene Ontology annotation, biological process: nucleoside transmembrane transport.
AUGAAUCCUAAUAAUACGACAGAUGACACAUAAUCCUCUCUUUUGGAUAAAAAAUCCAAAAAGUCACAAGUUUUCCAAAAGAUAUUCUUCUUUACCUUGGGGGUGUCAUCGUUGUCAGGUUGGAAUGCCAUCUUGACUGGGUUAUCGUAUUUUGCUGAUUAAUAUGAUGGGCGUAAUGUCUAUUUCAUAUUGCCAAUCCCAAACUUCAUAAGUUUGUGCCUGAUUGGAUUAUUCUUGCCUAGGAUCAGUUCUAUGCUCUCGAUGUUUUUCAGGAUUGUGUGGUCAUUAAUAAUUUUGUGCAUUCUUUUGAUUCUUUUACCAAUAAUAGCAUUGUUAAUACAUAGUGCUCUAGGAUUUUGGUUAUGUUUAACAACAAUUUUCAUGAUGGGAAUAUUUUCAUCACUUUAAUAGAAUAGUUCUAUUGGGAUGUCUGGGAUUCUUGGUCCAGAGUAUGUCAACGUCUUCUUUAUUGGUACAGGUGCCUCUGGAACCAUUAUCACCAUUUUCAGAUUAAUAUCUUUGGCUGUAAUCGAAAGCGAAAAAUCAAUAUUUUUAUAUAUUGGAAUUGCAGUGCUUUGGAAUAUAGGUGCAAUUUUGAUGUAUUUUGCAUUUACAAAGACUCCAUAAUAUAGAAAGAUUAUUUCAGCUCACAAAAAGGGCAGGAAGUCGGUUUUAGUUCACGAUCAAAUUGUUACCAAGGAGGAACCUGAUAAUUUAGUAUAAAAUGAUAGUGUAAUUUCUGACAUCAUCGAUCCUGACACUUUUAAUUAAAAUAAUUAAACUUAAGAUUCAAAUCCUAAAAUUGAUAAUUAAGUAGCCAACAAAGAUACUGAUCAAAUUUCUAUAGAGAAGAUGAAUGUAAUCUAAACUUUGGUUUGGAUUAAUAAAGUUGCCUUUCCCAUUCCAUUAUUGCUUGUGAUUCUUUACAUUUAAACAUUUAUGAUGUUCCCAGGAGUAGCCUUCUAGAAGACUUUCGAUCCCGAUUUCAUUAAUUGGGGUCAAUGCAUCAUUAGUUUAGGAUACAAUAUUGGAGAUACCUUAGGAAAAUUCUUAGCAGGAAAUAGAAAGCUAUUUAAUCUACAAAUUUUAAUUGGAAUAUUUUUAGGAAGAUUUGUUUUUUAUUACACCUACAUCGCAAUAGCCAAAGGAACCCUAGAUGCCAAUUGGAUUUCAUAUUUAAACACAUUCUUAUUUGGAACCCUCAAUGGAUUUGUCACAACAGGCUACAUGAUAUUGGGACCAGAGAAAACAAACGAAGGGUUUGUGAAAGAAAAAAUUGGCUUUGUGUCAGGAUUUUCCCUUUGCUUUGGCAUUAUGUUAGGGACCUUCAUGGCUUUGCCGUUUGCCAAUAUAUCUAAAUGAUUAAAUUUUAUAAAAGUAUAUAGGCGCAUAAAUAUAAAUAUAAUUUUUUA